Nerophis lumbriciformis (worm pipefish) is the source of this 3467-nucleotide messenger RNA. It is a transcript of the gene acadl, whose product is annotated as acyl-CoA dehydrogenase long chain. Gene Ontology annotation, cellular component: cytoplasm; mitochondrion. The record is from RefSeq and is a predicted model, not a curated record. Gene Ontology annotation, molecular function: long-chain fatty acyl-CoA dehydrogenase activity; flavin adenine dinucleotide binding. NCBI's taxonomy places the organism in Eukaryota, Metazoa, Chordata, Actinopteri, Syngnathiformes, Syngnathidae. Gene Ontology annotation, biological process: long-chain fatty acid catabolic process; fatty acid beta-oxidation using acyl-CoA dehydrogenase; carnitine metabolic process, CoA-linked.
AAACGGCACCUCAGAACAUAACUUUUAUGGUCUUCGUAGAUUUAGUAAAACUAUUUGCUUCUUUAUUUUCUUGACGAUGACAUUCAAGCCUAACUACAGUAAUUAAUAAAUAAUUAGUCUAUGUCAAUAUAUUUGUAUUUGAGGAACGUGAAAUAAGUGAAAGUCCACUGGGAGGAGCAAAGUAACACACAGGAGAUUGCAAAGAGACGACGCACGGAUUUUGUUUUUCUGCCUUUUUUCCUGCCAUGUUUGUCAGAAGUGUUGCACAAAUAUGUCGUUCUGGCUUAAAAAAUGUGUGCAGUUCAGAACAUAUGCUGCCGUCAGUUGCUGCUAGACUGCAGCACAAUGAUGCCCAAGAACUCGGCCAUCCCGUCCCCUCCACUCGUCUGGAGACGUCCAGUGCAAAGAACCUGACGGACAUUGGGACUCGAAGGAUUUUCAACGCGGACCACGACCUCUUCAGGCAGAGCGUGCGGCGAUUCUUCCAAGAGGAGGUGAUUCCGCAUCACACGGAAUGGGAGAAGGCAGGCCAGGUGAGCAGGGAGGUGUGGCUGAAGGCCGGCGAGCAAGGCCUGCUGGGAGUUAUGACGCCAGAAGAGUGUGGUGGAAUCGGCGGAGACCUGCUCUCAGCGGCCAUCACAUGGGAAGAACAGAUGUACUCGAACUGUUCAGGCCCAGGCUUCGGGCUUCACUCCGACAUCGUCAUGCCCUACAUUGUCAACUAUGGCACUAAAGAGCAGAUCCAACGCUUUAUUCCAAAGAUGACUUCUGGGGAAUGCAUCUGUGCCAUCGCAAUGACGGAGCCAGGAGCAGGCAGUGACCUUCAAGGUGUGCGGACAUAUGCCAAGCAGGACGGCAGCGAUUGGAUCCUGAAUGGCAACAAGGUGUUCAUCACCAAUGGCUGGAUGGCCGACCUGGUGGUGGUGGUGGCCGUGACCAACCGUGAGGCAAAGACAGCAGCACAUGGCAUCAGCCUUUUCCUGCUGGAGGAAGGUAUGAAAGGCUUCCAGAAAGGUCGCAAGCUGGAAAAGAUCGGCCUCAAGGCGCAGGACACGGCUGAACUUUUCUUUGAGGACGUGCGGCUCCCGGCUGAUGCACUAUUAGGCGGAGUCAACAAGGGUUUCUACUACCUGAUGAACGAGCUGCCACAGGAGCGUCUGGUGAUUGCAGACAUGGCCAUCGCCAGCUGUGAGUUCAUGUUUGAGGAGACCAGGAGCUACGUGUUGCAGAGGAAAGCAUUUGGGAAGACAAUCGCUCACCUGCAGACCGUACAGCACAAACUGGCAGAGCUAAAGACAGAAAUCUGUGUGGGCAGAGCGUUCAUUGACAGUUGCCUGCAGCUGCACACUGACCGACGUCUUGACCCUUCUACUGCUUCCAUGGCCAAAUACUGGGCAUCUGAUCUCCAGAACAAGGUGGCCACGCAGUGCCUGCAGCUCCACGGUGGCUGGGGCUAUAUGUGGGAGUACCCCAUCGCUAAGGCAUUUGUAGACUCCCGUAUCCAGCCCAUCUAUGGAGGAACCAAUGAGAUAAUGAAAGAGCUCAUUGCCAGGACCAUCGUCAGCCAGAAGUGAGAUGUCCCUCACUGUGUUAGUUAGGGGUUCAAGAUAGGAAACAAAUAAAAAAAUGAUUAUUACAGAUUAUUACCAAACAUGUUUCAAAGUGUAGGUUAGCGUCAGUUUGUGACUCCUAAUAAAGCUAAUUUAUUUUAAUUUACUUAGUUUUUUUCUUAAAUGAAAAUCAGUCAGUGAAAAUAAUGUACUUAAUGCAGGGGUGCCCAAACCUUUUUCAGAAAUCAAAGGAUGCGGGGUCCUUUUUGAUAUUCAAAAAGUUUAAAACAAAUACAAUAUAGAUUUUUUUUAAAGAACAACCAAGCUUUAACAUUUCACCUUUUUUCACCUGUUUGCUCUUUUGUUAUACUUGAGUUGUUUUAGUAGGGCUGUCAAAAAAUAGGUUAACUCAUGUGAUCACCGUAUUUUUCGGACUAUAAGUCGCUCCGGAGUAUAAGUCGCACCGGCCGAAAAAGCAUAAUAAAGAAGGAAAAAAACAUAUAAGUCACACUGGAGUAUAAGUCACAUUUUUUGGGGACAUUUAUUUGAUAAAACCCAACAUCAAGAAUAGACAUUUGAAAGGCAAUUUAAAAUAAAGAAUAGUGAACAACAGGCUGAAUAAGUGUACGUUAUAUGAGGCAUAAAUAACCAACUGAGAACGUGCCUGGUAUGUUAACGUAACAUAUUAUGGUAAGAGUCAUUCAAAUAACUAUAACAUAUAGAACAUGCUAUACGUUUACCAAACAAUCUGUCACUCCUAAUCGCUAAAUCCCAUGAAAUCUUAUACGUCUAGUCUCUUACGUGAAUGAACUAAAUAAUAUUAUUUGAUAUUUUACGGUAAUGUGUUAAUAAUUUCACACAUAAGUCGCUCCUGAGUAUAAGUCGCACCCUAUGAAAAAAUGAAACUAUGAAAAAAAAACUGCGACUUAUAGUCCGAAAAAUACGCUAGUCAAAGAAAUGAUCACAUUAAUCAUGUACUGUAAGUACGCAGAUUAAUCACGCAAUUUAUUUUGACCGUACAUGCUCCUUGACCUGAAUGGUUACCUGCAAGGCGACACGGGUUGUUAUACGGUUAGUGAUCAGUGCAAAUGUCAGUGCUAAGAUGAUUGACUGGAAAUCGCUUCUUCAAAAUAAACACAGAUGGGACUUUAGAUAGACCUAGUAUCAAGUUUGGAGCAAAUAAAUGACGCCGAUCCAAGUGAAACAUUUAAAAAUGUUCCUGUUUGACAUUCUGACCACAAAAUAGCAUUUAAAUUAUGCAAGCAAGUAAUAAACCUGUGAUUAAUCAUUAUUUAAUCCAAAUUCAAAAGUGUGGUUUGUAUCAUUUGACAGCAUCGUGAGUUCAAACCCCGGCCGAGUCAUACCAAAGACGAUAAAAAUGGGACCCAUUGCCUCCCUGCUUGGCACUCAGCAUCAAGGGUUGGAAUUGGGGGUUGAAUCACCAAAAUGAUUCCCGAGCGCGGCCACCGCUGCUGCUCACUGCUCCCCUCACCUCCCAGGGGGUGGAACAAGGGGAUGGGUCAAAUGCAGAGGGUAACUUCACCACACCUAGUGUGUGUGUGACUAUCAGUGGUACUUUAACUUAACUUUAACUAGUAUGCACUUUGGCCACCCCGACUUAAUGCAUUAGAAAGCAAUUCAUUAAUAGCCUCUUAGUUUAAUACCAGGUAUUAAACUAAGGGAAGGUCUUCCACCUCAGAUUUGGAAAUAACAAAUAAUAGAAGUAAUCUGUUCCAGUGCCAAACGGUUUGCAUCUUGAAUCCUCUGUGAACUGUACAGACAAAUGUGUUAAACAUUUUAGCAAUUUGCGGCCUAUAGGCCUACUUGUAAACAUGAAAAGUAAACCACUGUCUUAACUUGAAUAACAAAUGACUGCUUCUCUUCUGCUUCUUUUACUGGUGCGUCCUUUAAAAUAAA